UUGGCACCAUGCUGUGGACAGUGAUACUAGCGCUGCUGCUGCUUCUGCUGCUGCAGACUCAGCUGUCUGUGUGCUUAAGGGAAUUACGCAGCGGGGGUUCCAGCUCCCCUGCCUACUCCUCUUCAUCAUCCUCUUCCUCCUCCACUUACAAUGCCACCCGGCAGCGGCUGCCCGGAGUGAUUAUUAUUGGCGUGCGAAAAGGCGGCACCAGAGCCCUGCUGGAGAUGCUCAACCUGCACCCAAAUGUGGAAGUGGCAAAGGCCGAGGUGCACUACUUCAACGUGGAAGAGCACUACCGCCGAGGCCUGGCCUGGUACCAGGCCCAGAUGCCCUUCACCCUCCCUGGACAGCUGACAGUGGAGAAGACCCCUGGCUACUUCGCGGCCCCUCAGGUUCCUGUACGUGUCUGGGACAUGAACCCUGCCGUCCGCCUGUUGCUCAUCGUCCGGGACCCGGCCGAGAGGCUGGUCUCUGACUACACCCAGGUCCUCCACAACCGCCUGACCCGCCACAAGACCUACCAGCCACUAGAUGAGCUCCUGAUCCACAAGGGCCACAUUGACCCUGAGUACAAGGCGCUGCAGAGGAGCCUGUACCACCAGCAUCUGGCCCGCUGGCUGGAGGUCUUCCCCAGGGAGCAGUUCCACGUGGUGGACGGCGAUGCGCUCAUUCGGGAUCCCUUCCCUGAGCUGAGGAAGGCUGAGAGGUUUCUGGACCUGCCGCCCAAGAUAAGCCCCAGCAACUUCUACUACAACACCACCAAGGGCUUCUACUGCCUCCUGUCUGCCGGACACGACAAGUGCCUGGACGAGUCUAAAGGCAGGCCGCAUGCGCCGCUGAGCACCCAGGCCUUUAAGAAGCUUUGUCGCUACUUAAGGAAGCCUAACAAGUUGUUCUUUAAAAUGGUGGGGAGGUCCUUUUCCUGGUGCUGAUCCAGUGGUGAAAAGCAACUGUGAAGAAGACAAAACACCUCCUGCACGAUUCCAACACAUUCAGGGACACAGAAGGAGCAAGAAACUGUGGUUUGUGUGUUUUUGUAGGUAGAUGAGUGGCAAGAUUUUAGUUCAAUUAAAGUCAUAAACAUCUCUUGUUGUUGAUACCUACUCAGGUAUAAAUGUGGCCAACAAAAGAAGCACAUCUGUCUGUGAGAAUAUGUGGGGAAUUCAAACUGCUCGUGUUGAACACGUGGCCAACACAAUCCUUUACCAUGACCGAUACUGGUGCCUCCUUGGAUGGAUAGACUCACUUGACGAAGUUACGACAACCGUGCCAUACACAGGUCUGAAAAGUCAAAACACGUGCUCAUUUGUAGGGUGUUAAAAGAAAAUGUGCAGACUUUGAAGUGAUGUAGAAAUAGACAAGUGGUGAAAAGAUGGUUGAAUGACUGAAUUGUUGCACUAUGAACUCUGAUUGCAUUAAAAAAAGACGUUCAAUGUUCAAUGUAGACAAUUUUUAAACGGAAACUUUCUUGCUUUGAACAGUUGUAACAUUUUUGUGUGUUUGUAAAAGAAUUGAGUUGCGUCAUCUUGAUUACUUCAUUAUUUUGUUAUUUUACAAGGCUGACUUUUAGAUGUUCAGUAAAAAAUAUCUUUUUUUUAGCUUUUUUAAAAGUAGCCAACUUGAAAACUUGUUUUUGGUUUCUCUGU
This is a messenger RNA of Perca flavescens (yellow perch), 1646 nucleotides long. It is a transcript of the gene hs3st1l2, whose product is annotated as heparan sulfate (glucosamine) 3-O-sulfotransferase 1-like 2. The transcript is spliced from 2 exons. The coding region runs from base 9 to 932 and encodes 307 amino acids. NCBI's taxonomy places the organism in Eukaryota, Metazoa, Chordata, Actinopteri, Perciformes, Percidae. Gene Ontology annotation, molecular function: [heparan sulfate]-glucosamine 3-sulfotransferase activity. The record is from RefSeq and is a predicted model, not a curated record.